CAAUACAACAUACAAUACAAUACAACACAACACAAUACAAUACAAUACAAUACAAUACAAUACAAUACAAUACGGUAGAGUACUCUUUCUGUCAUAUUGCAAUACUCGAACGCUACCACACCGAGAAACGAACCGAAAAUGUCGAGAGCAUCACAAUCUGCGGUUGCCGGCAGAAGCGACGGCAGAAACGAUGGCAGAAAUUACGGCAAAAACAAUGGAAGAAAUAACGGGAGCCACGACGGGGCUUCGUUCCGAGGAGUCGGGGCGUUCUGCGGGGCUCUCUGGACACCGAUCGCCUUCGGGGCUUCGGUUCGUCGCCCUUUUUUGUCCCGCUCGUUGUCGGUUGGCGAUUGUAGCAGUAGUGAUUGUAGUGAUAGUGAUUGUAGGGAUAACACUAGCAACCACGAUGGAGACGACGAAACAGAAGCAGAAACCGCGUGCGCCUCUCCGUUCUCUCCGUCGGCGUCUUCUUUUUUCGCUUCCUCGGCCGAUGCUGCUGCUGCAGAUGCCCAUGCCCAUGCCCGUGCUUGUGCUCGUGCGUGCCGAACGCAAAACCAAAGACAAAGACAAACCGCCGGCCUUCUGCAGUGGUACUGCGGAAACGCGGAUGUCUCGGACCGCAUCGGGAGAACCAUGUCGCUUCUCCUGGUCACCAGGUUCCUCUUGUCGGUGGUGCUCGCUGUCGUCGCGGUCGAAGGCGAAGGUGCAGACCACGGGGCAUACGCAAACACAUACGCAAACGCAUAGGCAUAGGCAUACGCAUAGGCAU
Pseudo-nitzschia multistriata is the source of this 769-nucleotide messenger RNA. NCBI's taxonomy places the organism in Eukaryota, Bacillariophyta, Bacillariophyceae, Bacillariales, Bacillariaceae. The record is from the annotation of a GenBank genome assembly.